AUGGAGAGAUUCACUGGAGACUCCCCCAGCCUGCCAAUCUUCAACGAGUCGAGCAAACCCGUCGAGCUCUCUCCCUGGGCUGACAGCGAUCGGCCACGGUCCAGAUCUCCAGCGCGCACAACUUCAGCGCAGUCAAGGAGCGUCGCCGACGAAUUCUCCUGCCUGACUGCCGCCGAAAGUGCCUCGCGCCUGAAGACCUCCUUGACAUACGGCCUCACGCCUCCGGAAGCCUUGUCGCGACUACGAGACUUCGGGCCCAACGAGAUACCUCACGACCCUCCCGAGCCAUUAUGGCUUCGAUUCCUGGGACAAUUCAAAGAGCCAUUGAUACUUCUACUGCUUGCUUCCGCUGGAGCUUCUGUGCUUGUGGGAAAUGUGGACGAUGCCGUCAGUAUCACCAUCGCCGUGACUAUUGUCGUCAGUGUCGGCUUUGUGCAGGAAUACCGAUCCGAGAAAUCCAUCGAAGCCCUCAACCAUCUUGUCCCGAACCAUGCGCAUUUGAUUAGAAGUAUGCCGGCCAAGUCCGGCGCCGGCCCCAAAACACCGACCUGGCAACCAGCUGGAGAAAAUGGACUGGAGGAGAUCGGUUCGUCGGGCGCUCCCACGCCAGCCGAGGAAGUCCUUGAAGCAACAUCCUCCAAAGUCAUGGCCGGGACAUUGGUACCAGGCGAUCUAGUGAUAUUCACCACAGGCGACCGUAUCCCAGCCGACUUGCGCGUUACGAAAGCCGCCGACUUGACUGUUGACCUCUCAAAUCUCACCGGAGAGACGGAGCCGGUCAAAGUCACUGCUGAGCCGCGUCCUCGCGCAGCGUUGGCAUCGGCGAAACAGGGCGCUUCAACUUUGCAGCUACCAACCCCGACCUUCGCUAAUUCAUCGGAAGGGGCCACCAAGAAAUCGGACCACGACUCCAAUGAAGCUCAAAAUAUCGCAUACAUGGGAACAUUGGUCAAAUCCGGUCACGGCCAGGGCGUUGUCUUUGCGACUGGCGGUGAUACACAGUUGGGGACUAUUGCUACGAGUGUCACCGAUACCGAAAGCCCCCGCUCGCCUCUCCAGCUCUCGAUGGAUGACCUUGGCUCUCAGCUGAGCAAGUUCUCGUUCGUGGUAAUCGGCCUGAUUUCUGUUGCUGGUUGGCUUCAGGGGAAGAAACUGCUUGACAUAUUCACCAUAUCUGUGUCACUCGCCGUUGCCGCAAUCCCCGAAGGACUUCCAAUCAUUGUUACCGUGACGCUCGCUCUUGGUGUACAUCGGAUGGCUCGUCACAAUGCUAUCGUCCGCAAAAUGCCCAAGGUGGAGACUCUGGGCUCCGUGAACGUGGUUUGCUCUGACAAGACCGGCACGCUCACAAUGAAUCAUAUGACAAGCUCGAAGAUGUGGUACUUUGGUGCAGACGAUGUAGUCGAUGUUGACUCGGACGAUGAGGUCACGGAUGCUACUCCGGACGCCGCAACUCUGCGCAUCCUGCGUAUCGGCAACAUCGCCAACGAUGGGCGGCUGGCCAGGCGGUACACUGAGAAUGGAGCUGCGGCCAAGGCCGUACUAUCUUCAACUAUAGGCCGGGAUGAACCUUCGACAUAUACGCGCUGGGUCGGGCAACCCACCGACGUCGCUAUGCUUGACUUGUUGGACAGAUUUCGUGAGCAUGAUGUGCGCGAGUCUAUCGGACCUCGAACCUCAGAGACGCCCUUCAGCUCUGAGAGAAAAUGGAUGGGCGUGACCAUCGGGUCUGACAAAAGUGAAAAAGAAUUUGCCUACAUGAAGGGGGCCCUGGAACGGGUUAUCGAAUCGUGUGAUACUUACAUCACAAAGGAUGGCCGGGAAUUUGUUCUCGAUGCUUCGCGGAAACAGGAGAUUCAACAGGCAGCAGAGGCUAUGGCUAUUAGGGGCCUACGCAUUAUCGCUUUUGCCAGUGGACCUGCGAAUAGGUCUGGCAGAAGCAAAUCGAACGGACCCUCCUCUAGAAGUGGAACCCCUGGAAAUGACGGCAGCACCAGCCCACGGCUUGAAGAGGACGAGUCUUUGUACAAGAACCUCACAUUCGCCGGUCUGGUUGGCAUGAGCGACCCACCGAGACCUGGCGUCGCACGAUCAAUUAGAAGACUCAUGCGCGGUGGUGUCAAGGUAAUUAUGAUCACAGGCGAUGCAGAGACCACGGCGAUGGCGAUUGGCAAACAGCUUGGCAUGGAAAUAGCUACUCCUCGGGACCAUGGCCCAGGUCAGGUCUCGGUUAAACCGGUAUUGACCGGCAAAGACGUCGACAACCUCUCUGAGGAAGAUCUUGCGCAGGCGAUGCACCACACGACCAUCUUCGCACGCACCACUCCAGACCACAAACUAAAGAUUAUCAGGGCGCUUCAAUCGCGCGGGGACAUCGUUGCCAUGACCGGUGACGGCGUCAACGACGCGCCGGCGCUGAAGAAGGCGGAUAUUGGUAUUGCCAUGGGUAGAAACGGGACUGACGUGGCUAAAGAGGCCGCGGAUAUGAUAUUGACCGACGACGACUUCUCCACCAUCUUGAAUGCGAUCGAGGAGGGCAAGGGCAUCUUCAACAACAUCCAGAACUUCCUAACCUUCCAGCUGAGUACAAGCGCAGCUGGCCUUUCCUUGGUCCUGAUCUGCACAAUAUUAGGCUUCAAGUCCCCACUGAACGCGAUGCAAAUCCUCUGGAUCAAUAUCAUCAUGGACGGCCCUCCCGCGCAAUCACUCGGCGUCGAGCGCGUCGACCCGGAUGUCAUGAAGCGGCCACCCCGGAGACGCGGCGCCCCCGUCCUGACGCGGGCACUGAUCCAGCGCGUGGCGCAGGCCGCCUUCAUCGUCAUGCUCGGCACGAUGCUGGUGUACACGCACGAGAUGCUGGGAGACGGCGAGGUGACGCGCCGCGACACCACCAUGACGUUCACGUGCUUCGUGCUCUUCGACAUGUUCAACGCGCUGGCGUGCCGCUCCGAGUCCAAGUCGGUGCUGCGCGGCGAGGUCGGCCUCUUCUCCAACACGCUGUUCAACUGGGCCGUUUCCAUGAGCCUCGUCGGCCAGCUGCUCGUCAUCUACUUCCCGUGGCUGCAGGAGGUGUUCCAGACCGAGGCCCUGGGCUUCUACGACCUGGUAGGCCUGGUCAUGCUCUGCAGCACCGUCUUCUGGGCGGACGAGGCAAGGAAGUGGUGGAAGUACGAGGUGCCAUCGAGUGUCCUGAGCCGGGUCGACAGUGGUGGGAAUGUCGCAGCGAGCUGCAGCCUGACGUGUUAUUACCAAGGAGAUGUCAGCCCGAGGGUCAACCCAAUGGGCUGUGUUUCUGCUGCGGGCUGUGACUUCCCCUUCGCCCAGUUAUAUCAGAGAGAUAGCGCCUCACCCCUCCUGUUCUGCUCGAACAGCAACUACACUGUGGCGAUGUUUAAGCCCGUGGUGAAAGAUGAACCCUACAAACAUCGAAAACUCGAGCGCCCGACGACGAUACGGCUCAUCAGAGUCAUGCCAAAAAAGGUAAAUGAUGAUAUCGCGUGCACGAUCUUCCAUGCUGAUAGGGAGGAGCUGCUUGUCGCGGGUUCGUAUCAGGCGCUGUCAUACAUGUGGGGAGACCAGAAGCCAACCAGGCGGAUCUAUCUUCAAGACAACAGCGAAGGAUGGCAGCUCUUUGCGCUACACGAGAGUCUGUGGAAAUUUUUGGACCACGUCUGGCGUAACAAUCGGUUUGACCUGUUCUUCUGGACCGACCAUGUCUGCUUGGACCAGAGUGAUCACAAUGAGAUUGCACAGCAGGUGUCUUUGAUGGGUGAUAUAUAUUCCGCCGCAGACCUCGUUGUGGUUUGGUUGGAAUUUUCUAACUGGGAGCUUGAAGUCAUAAUGAGAGCCUUGGAAUGGCACGAACGCCUCGCGAACGGGUGGUUCCAGGGUGAACAUAAGUAUCUGAACCUCGCCCUAGACAGGCGGCCUUGGGAGGACUCGUCCAUAUCUGGCAUCAUAUCCGACUCCAAGUUCGAUUUUUCAAGGCCUAUGGGGGGCAAUCGGAGAUCUGAAGCACAGAAGGCCAGAGAGGAGGCAUUUAAAGAGGCGUCUCGCCCUUUGAUGCUGAAUCCUUACUGGCAACGCGUCUGGAUUGUCCAGGAAGUCGUCAUGGCGAGACGUGUCCAGGUCAUGUCUGAAAAGUUUUCACUCAGUCUGGAGGCGUUACUUGCUCAAUUCCAUACGCAUCGUUUUAUUUCAUGGGGUGUGCCGUCUCCCAUGUGGGAGAUAUGGGAAAUUCGGCAAUGUGGUGGGAGUUACCCACUGUGGGCGUUGCUAAGGGACUUUGGUAGUCGCCAGACCAGCCGCCCUGCCGACCGUGUAUAUGGUUUUCUUGGGAUGGUGGCCGAACCUGAUAAUGGGCUAUCCUCUGUCAGGAACAUAUCGGUCGACUAUGAGAAACCGACACUGCACGUUUUGCUCGAUGCAAUAUUUGAGUCUCCGCCUCCACUGUCCCAGUACGGACAGGCAACACAACGUCUGCUGCCAGAGUCACUGAAAAACUACAAUUUCUUAGAGGAGUACAUCAAGAGCAGCCGGACGUCGAAAAGACAUUCUGAUUUUGCAAGGCUUGCCCACCAAGUCUUGGAAGCCGUGGAGGCCUUGAGGGCAGUGUUGGCAGACGUCAAGACGAACGACCUGGAGGAGGCAGCCCUAGAACUCUUCCAAAGAGUGAACGUCCGCAAAAUGGCCGCGGCAGGCUCGAUGCGCCGUCUCCAUGGAGUCUGUGGAGAAGAAAAAACGGAAUCCUGCGACUUUCGGACCAUGGUGGUCGACAUUUCCGAUAUUGGGUUUCGUCUGCUCCUCGAGACUGAUAUGAACGGUUGUCGAGAGGCGAGAUUGCGCCUUCAGCUGGAGAAAAGCAAUUCCAAGGGAGCAGACGAUAUUGUCCAACGCUGGAACGUCGUCAAGGCAAUCAGCACCCAAACACCACCUUUAGACCUCGCAGCUGAUGGCAGCAACAGCCGUGACCUGAACAUUCCCUCAACAGGCAGGCAUGCAACGCCAUCCGUCACGGCCAGCUCGAUGUCUGCUCUCAAUGGCGUGUCCACAACCUCACAGGACUCGGGCCGAGCUCGAUCGGCCACCAACACCCUCACUAUCAACACCAAGAACAGCCCGUCGCCCUCGCCCUUGGCGACAGCUCGUCCCACCGCGAACAUGAACGCCCAGGACGCCGCUGCUCACGGCGGCAUUCACCGAAGCAACACCCACCCCAGCUCGGCGGCAGAGCCAAACCCGAUCCGCGAAGCCACCAACCCCGCCGACGUCCGCGCCGCCCUCGCAAACCUCCACACUCGCGAGUCCGACCUCACGCGCCGCCUGCAGGCCAGCCUCGCCGCCCAGACCGACCUGCGCCGGGACCUGGGGCGGCUGGACAACCUGCGCGCGGGGCUGGGCACCCAGGUCAUCGCCACGCGGUCCAUCAGCAACAACAUGCUCGCCGGCGCCGCGCACACGGCGGGCCGGCUGUCCGGCCGUGUCCGCGAGCUCGACCUGGAGAAGCAGCGCGUCGAGGAGACACUCCGCGUCGUCGAGCAGGUCGCCGAGCUCAAGGCUUGUGUCGGCGGCGUGGUCUGGAGCAUGGGCGCCCCGCAGGACUGGGAGGCGGCCGCGGGAUACAUCGCCCGCGCCAGCAGGAUCCCUGAAGAGAUCAUCCGGGGCGGCUUUGCCGCUGCCACGGUGCCGACGGUGGAGAUUCCCGACGCUCCAUGGGUAACGCUCGAGAACGCCAGGGAGAGCUUGUGUGGGCUGUUCCUCCGGGAGUUUGAGAAGGCGGCCAAGGAGGGGGAUGGCACCAAGGUCACGCGCUUCUUUAAGCUGUUCCCUCUCAUAGGAAGAGGCGAUGUGGGACUCGACGUGUACGGCCGGUAUGUCUGCCAGGGAGUGGCCGGGACUGCGAGACAGACGCUCAAGUCGGGCACGGGCGGCCACGGCGCACAGGACGGCUUCUUCUACGCCAAUGCGAUUACCAAACUGUUCGAGCACAUUGCUCAGAUUGUGGAAAGCCACGGAGGCCUGGUGGAGAGACACUACGGAUCUGGCAAGAUGGUCAAGGUCAUUGAGAGGCUACAGAUGGAGGCUGACGUCCAAGGCGGCAUCAUCCUGGAUUCGUGGAGUGACGAAAGAGGAGUGGAUAGAAAGCUCACAGAUGUCAAGAGCUAUCCCUUCUCAUUCUUGGUGCAGAGCUUCUUACCACAGCAAAAAGGAAUGUCCGGCAUAUCGAGGGUGAACUCCCCAGCAGUAGGCGGCGGAACCAAUGACCCGAGGAACAGCGAGGAUGAGGGAGUCAACAUGAAAGAAGUGGAUGGUUUGCUGAACGAGAUCGCUGUAAUGCUCGGGAGAUGGUCUCUAUACUCGCGCUUCAUCGCUGGGAAAUGCAAGGAUCUCGAUUCACAAGAAGGUGCACCUCUACAAACACCGGAACUUCUGACCAAAUCGAACCUGAGCCGCAAAGUUUCAGGGAAGCUAACCACGCCAUAUAAUGUCAUGAGCACAUUUUUCUUCAGGAGAUCCGUGGAGAAGGCGUUCCAGAUAGACGAAAUGCCCAGCGGGCUUUCACUAAAUCCACAAAAACAAUUGGAAGGCCAGCCUCCAUUUGUCAUGUCAGCCGUUGACGACGUUAUGUACAUCGUCAACACAGUCAUCCAAAAGACCCUUUCUACGCAUCAAAGAGAGGCCGUCGGCUCAGUGUUGCCAACGGUCGGCCGGGUCCUGGGGUCGGACUUUGUUGGCAUGGUGCAGAGAAAAAUGCGAGACGAAUCAUAUCCAAAACCGGCAGUUCAGGGAGGAUUCCCGCCGGAGGACAAGAUCAUCGCUUUUAUAGUCCUCAUCAACACCUUGGACAUGUCCAACGAAUACCUGGAAAGGAUCAUAUUCACUUUCCUCGGAAAAUCGACAGAACGGACCAACGGCGCUGGGCCACAGCAGCCGCUCGAGGACAUGUUCCCUUUCGAACACGAUGUCACCUUUGUCACAAAUGCACUGAAUAACCUCCUGUCGAGCUUCACCUCCAAAACUACCGAGCUGCUGGGCGAGGGUCUGCAAGUCCUGGCUAACCAAGUUGUAAAGCUCCGGAUGCAGCGGGUCCUCGCUGACACAUUCCGCGAGGUGGACUACACACUGAGCGAGGAGGACCUGGCGGACAUCGCAGCGGCAGAAGACAUAGACGAGGACGAGCUGCUGGACCAGGUGGCGCGGCGCUUCGAGCACGGGUGGGACGCGCUGAUGAAGCCGAUCGCGCGCAUCAUGACGCCCAAGACGUUCAGCACGCUGCUGGAACUCACGGCGAAGUACCUCGCGCGGGUGCUGGAGAAGCGCGCGUGGGGGUACUCGGGGCGGGCGAACGCGUUCGGGGUGAUCCGCAUGGAGCGCGACUUCUCGGCCAUCAUCGGCGUGGUGUCCAAGGGCGGCAACUACAGCGUCAGGGAGCUGUUUGCCAAGGUCAGCCAGGUGCUGAUGGUCGCGAACAUGGAGGACGACGAGUGGGAGGAGAUCAUGGGCGACACCUCGGACGAGAGCAUCCAGUGGGUCCUGAGCGAGGAGGAGAGAAGAAGGGCGCGCAGCUUUGUUAGGGCAUGA
Molecule: messenger RNA, 7581 nt
Organism: Diaporthe amygdali
Lineage: Eukaryota; Fungi; Ascomycota; Sordariomycetes; Diaporthales; Diaporthaceae
Product: calcium-transporting P-type ATPase
Exons: 12
Coding region: 1-7581 (2526 amino acids)
Cellular component (GO): membrane
Molecular function (GO): ATP binding; transporter activity; ATP hydrolysis activity
Source: RefSeq, a predicted model, not a curated record